UCGCUGAUACAAAAGAAUGGCGUUCGAUCAUGGACACAUGAAUCAGCUUUAGCAUUUCGCCAUCAAAUAACAACAAGUUAAGAAGUCAGUCAGCGAUAACGAACAUAAAAUAUUGCCUGCAGGUUGUAUUUAUUUUCCACCGAAAUUAAACUAAACAAAUAAAUAAAUAAAAAGUAAAAAAUAACGAAAUGGCCACUAAAUGGUUUCAUUCGUCACCCUAUGCACCACUACCACCCAAUGCCGUAGUGGGUGGUUACGAUACUGACGGCAGUGUAAUAUACGUGGGACGAUCAUAUCAUGAAGGUAAUCAUUUGCCAGUCAAGGUAAUACCCAGCAAAAGAGCCGCGUACAUUUCGUGGGCUGGUGGCGAACAUGCCAAAUCCCAUUAUGAACUAUUGGUGGGCGAAAAUUAUACGUGGCAGCCGUGCUUUGGAGCAAAUAUACCACCGAAUGCCAUACAAGCGGGUGAGACAGUGAAUGGUAGUGAACCAUUGUUUAUUGGCCGUGGACAUUAUGGCAACAGUUUGGUAGUUGGGAAAAUACAACCCUCUCACGCUUGCCUUUAUAUACCAUUUGCCGGCGAGGAAAUUAAAUUAGACAAAUAUGAAGUACUAGUUUAUGGAGGAGCUGGAGUAAAUGCAAAUCGUCCGGAGGAGAGUGAUCUAAUAAAAUUUGAAGAUCACAAAUGGAUCCAUUCUUCAGCCUAUGCUAAUUUACCGCCUAAUGCGGUGGUUGGUGGCAAUGAUGUAGACGGUGAUAUGAUUUAUGUCGGUCGAGCUUUUCACGACGGUGACAUGUUGGUGGCCAAAGUAAUACCAGCCAAAAAAAUAGCCUUUGUGUCAUUUAGGGGUGCUGAAAUACCGAAAGAUCAUUUUGAAAUUUUAUGUGGCCGUAAUUUGGUUUGGCGUCAUUGCUAUAAUCAUAUAAUACCGGAUAAAGCCGUGCUGUGUGGAAGAACAGCUUUGGGCCAGCCGGUUUAUAUUGGUCGUGGACAUUAUGAGGGCAGUUUGACGGUUGGAAAAAUUUCCUCAGUUCACAAAGCUUUGUUUAUACCCUUCAGAGGAGUAGAGAGACGUUUGGAGACAUAUGAAAUAUUAGUAGAGGAGAAGUUGAUACCAGGAUGGCAAGUGUCUGUCUCAACAGAUCCACUGCCUCCUCCACCACCACCAGCAAUGACACCGGAAAAGCCUUAUCCUUAUCCACCUGUGCAAACACCCUAUCCUUACCCUGAAAUGAAACCACCAAUGCCAAUGCCAACACCAAUUGACCCACCACCACCUUAUGUUGCUGUAGCCCCUUGUAUGCCUAUGCCCAGUCCAUCUCCAAAUUAUCCCACACCAGCUUGCCGUUUCCCAAAACCUACACCCCAUUAUCCAACUCCAACACCAGCUGAAACUUAUCCUGGACCAUCCGAACAUUUUCCAAAUCCUCCGCCGCCAUCUUAUGCGCCUUCUGUGUCCCGUCCUUAUAACAUGUGGAUUUCUGCCCAUCCCGGUAGUACGCCUGGUAAUGCCGUACAUGCUGGCCACGACAUCGAUAUGACCACAAUUUACGUCUGUCGAGCUUAUCAUAAUGGAAACUUGCUACCCGGCAAGGCUGUACCCGGCCGUUCUUGUGCUUACAUUUCAUACCAGGGUAAGGAAAUUCAAAAACCUAACUAUGAAAUGUUGGUGGGCGAACAUUAUAUGUGGGUACCAGCCAUUCAUGGCUUUGCUAUGGGGGCCGUGGAGGCUGGACGAACUGAGUGCGGAGAACCUUUAUAUGUGGGUAGAGCCCAUUACAAUGGCAGCUUGACCUGUGGCAAAAUUCGGCGCUCUCAUGACUGCCUUUACAUACCAUUCGGUGGUCGAGAGAUCAGAAUCGCUCAUGGCUAUGAAAUUUUGGUAGACAGAAAUCAGCAUAAUCAUGGUCAUAAUGUUGCUAUAUGUUACUUUUGUUUGACAACAAUUCGCCUUAAGGUUAUACAAAUGGCUAUCAAAUGGUUCCCAUCUUCAACGACUGACUUGCUACCAAGAAAUGUUGUAGGUGGUGGCUACGAUAGCGAUGGCAGCCCCAUAUAUAUAGGACGUUCAUACCAUGAAGGCUGCUAUCUACCAGUGAAAGUAAUACCCAGCAAAAAAUCAGCGUAUGUGUCAUGGGGUGGCGUCGAACAUUUCAAAACAAAUUAUGAUUUAUUAGUGGGUGACAAUUAUAGUUGGCAACCUCGCAGUUUUACUAAAGAAACUAUUCCAUCAAAUGCCGUCAGCACGGGUCAGACAAGUAGUGGUGAAUCCAUCUUUAUAGGCCGAGGACAAUAUGAAAAUUGUUUAACAGUUGGAAAUAUCGUGCCUACUCAUGGUUGCCUUUAUAUUCAUGUUAAUGACAUGGAAAUUAAAUUGUUAAGUUUCGAAAUUUUAAUUUGCUGUGACGAUACUAAGAAAGCAUUAACAAAAUCCAUAGCCUCUAAAUUUUCGCCAGAUAAAGAGUUACCCGAACCAACAUUUCAAGUGACAGAAGUCAGAGCAGUUCCAUAUUGCGAGCCAAAUUAUUCGGACCAUUUAAUAACUACUCAACCUCAACCACUGUCGCAGCCAGCUGAAACGCAACCAGACGCUACAGCGUCAUCUUCAAAUCCUCAACCAAAUGUAGCGCAACCAGUAGCUGCAGCGCCAUCUUCAACAUCUGCCCAACCGGAUUACGACGUUUGGGCAUUGGCACAACCUGAUAUUCUCCCCCCAGACGCAGUACAUGCUGGUUAUGACAUCGAUGGACAACUGAUAUAUGUUAGUCGAGUUUUUCAUAAUGGAGAUUUUAUACCAGCCAAAGCAUUUCCCUCUUGCAACUUGGCCUGUGUUCCGUUCCAGGGUCAAGAGAUUGUUAAAAGUAAUUUUGAGUUUUUAAUAGGCAAAAACUAUAUGUGGGUGUCUCCAUAUCCAUUUCCUACUGGAGCUGUAGUAGUGAAUCCCAUUUCCACAAACGAAGCUUUAUAUGUGGGUCGAUCAAAUUACGGUGGCAGUUUACUGUGUGGCAAAUUUCAACGUUCACAAAAUUGUCUCUACGUACCGUUUGGUCGUCGAGAAAUUCCAAUUACUAGUGCUUAUGAAAUUUUAGUACAUAAAGAUAGAUAUUCGAGUGCAAGUCAACAACAAGCCAGUAGUGGCUGCUAAAUGUGACGACGUACAACAAAUUGUAUUAAUAAAUUCAAUAAAUCUAGAAUUUUUAUAUCCCGAAAA
Molecule: messenger RNA, 3212 nt
Organism: Calliphora vicina (urban bluebottle blowfly)
Lineage: Eukaryota; Metazoa; Arthropoda; Insecta; Diptera; Calliphoridae
Exons: 6
Coding region: 189-3146 (985 amino acids)
Source: RefSeq, a predicted model, not a curated record